Messenger RNA from Pollicipes pollicipes, 1531 nucleotides. RefSeq lists its product as uncharacterized. Lineage: Eukaryota; Metazoa; Arthropoda; Thecostraca; Pollicipedomorpha; Pollicipedidae. Gene Ontology annotation, molecular function: chitin binding. Gene Ontology annotation, cellular component: extracellular region. The coding region runs from base 44 to 1531 and encodes 495 amino acids. The transcript is spliced from 13 exons. The record is from RefSeq and is a predicted model, not a curated record.
GGUGCUCCCAGAUUGGGUGCUGUUGGUACCAUACGUGGUCAAAAUGUCCAACAAACGUGGAACACUGCCUGCAUUUGUCUGGAUCGGUGUGCUGGUGUUGCCCUGUCUAGUUCAGACAAAGGUCAUGCAACAUUAUUCAAGGGCAACACGAUCAUACACUGGCUAUACGAGGCUGUCCAACGCCAAGGAGAUUUUGUCUCGUCUUGAUGCAUGUGGUCCAGACAAUGUCGGCAAUGAGUGUGCGUCUCUUCAUGGAUUGUGGUAUACUGCAAAACCAUUCAAACGAAGCGAACGUUAUGGAGACCUUCCGGUUCCUCAAGAUCGUCGAAGGUUUUACCGCUGCCGUGGAGACGUUGUCACAGUUAAAGACUGCGGCAAGAACUAUUUCUUUGAUCCCAAAAGGCGAUACUGUGUUCCAGAAAUGAAAGAGACGACCAAAGAGAACAAGACGAAGCCAGCGGAGGAGCAGGCGGCAACCGCCGUCAUCAGCCUCCCACCUCCAAACGGCUGGGUAUGCACCGGGCAAGUGCCGACUUCCGACUGGGACAGCACCACCACCUCGAUGGACCAGUGCUGGAAGAAGGCACUCGCUCUGAAAUCCGCAGUUCUGGUGGUAGGACCCUCUGGUUGUCAACACUGGCCGACACUUUCUAUAAAAGUCUCCGUCGAGAACUGCUCCAGCACGUCCAUCCACGUUCUGCAAGUGGGUGCCUUUCGGAAGGACCUGACUCGUCUGAGGCCAGAGUCCGAGGUUUGGAUUACAGCCAAGCGAGCGGCCGGGGUAACCUGGCAAUCCGUUGAUGAGAGUCCUGUCGAUGGGACAACACUGCCAGACUGCGUCGAGCGCUGUAUGAAGAUAGCCAGCGACUUCGCCCGCGUUGAGAGCCAAGGGUGCUCGUGCGGCGAGCAGUCCGGUCCGAGCGCCGCCGUCCAUCACGAGGACGUGCACUUUGGCCGGACACCGCUGGCGGAUGUCGACCCGGGCUUCACGCUGCGUGUGCGGUUUGGUCGAGCUGACUGUCCGCUGAGCAAGGCGGACAGCGCCGCCGACAAGCUGCCAGACUGCGAUAAACAGCUGAAACCGAACGCUACAGAGAGGUUGCGGGCAUGCGCUUUUAGCAGGAGACUAAAGCGUCGUUUGACACGGGCAGGGUGUGAAAAGCGCAAGGCGUUCACGAUCAAAAACAGAUCGCUGACAGGACUGACAUCGGAACACGCAAGAAAUAUCAAGACAACGUACCUUUAUAGAGAAGACUUAAGGCUAUGGUGGGUCUCCAAAAUCCCCCUCCGGCUAGUUUGGCGAUCUCCUGGAUACGUCACUACUUUGGAAGGGUGCAUGGAGGCAUGCACGGAUCGCUUUGUAAUAGCUGGGCCGAUGACCUGCGCCUGUGGAAGCCUCAAGGAGGAUGACCCUGAAGUCGACGUUGAAACAUGGGUGGAAGCUCAAAGCAGCAAGCCGCUUUCACCCGGAGAAGGGUUCCUGCUUCACGACAGAGAAGCGUUCGUUAAUGGCAUCAGCAGAAUGUGGUAG